AUGGAGCCCAAACCAUUUUUGAUCCAUGAGCUGUCAACCGAAAUGCCUGACAUAACUACAAUCUCUAAACAAAUAUAUUGUAAAACAUGUAAUGUUAGACUCUUUGUAAAAGAAUUGUUUGUGUGUUUCAAGAUAUUUUCACAAUCUGAAGGCAAACCAUAUAAGGCACAGUUAGACAAUGAGAUUAAAAAGAUUCCAAUUAGUUAUGCUGCUGGUAGGAUGAAUUCCGGAAAUAUGAAAGUUGAAUUAGACCUAUUUAAAAACAGCAUUCAUCUGUUAACUAUGUUUUUAGUUUUUAAUGAGUCUGUUAUGAUGGGAAAAGAAUGUCUAGAAGUUGUGAGGGAAUAUUUUGAUGAAUCAACCAUACCAAAAUUGACGAACAUUCAUUCGAAAUGGCAUGACCUACAGAGGAAUACUGACAGCAUUGAUGUAUCUACCACACUACUCAUCAAUUUGUUACUGACUAUUAGUUCUUUAGAAUUCUGCCAAUCCGAAAAUAUCAGUGCUCAUGAUUAUGAAAAAGAGUUUUUAAACUUAUGCCUCAGAGAUGAAAGCAUUUUGCGAGAUUUUUCGGAUUAUUUAAUCAAGCUGGGUCAAACUUUCGAGAUAUUUUACAACAUUGGAAAAUCGGAGAUGGAUUAUUAUUUUGGAUGGAGGAAUGGUGACGACAAUGGCAUGUCGUAUGAGACGAUGCUAAACUGGUUUGACGUCUUGAUACACGAGUCAAAUAAUGAUGACGUAAUAAUGUUGACGUCACAAACUCUAUCACGUGCCGCCAAUGAAUCUGACGUCAACGUUUUCAGAACUAUAUGCAACGAAUUAGGAAAAUUUGAUUUUUUGGAAGAGUGGAUAUUCAAUUAA
Helobdella robusta is the source of this 861-nucleotide messenger RNA. RefSeq lists its product as hypothetical. Bases 1 to 861 code for a protein of 286 amino acids. Lineage: Eukaryota; Metazoa; Annelida; Clitellata; Rhynchobdellida; Glossiphoniidae. The record is from RefSeq and is a predicted model, not a curated record. The transcript has 7 exons.